Messenger RNA from Closterium sp. Naga37s-1, 3498 nucleotides. The record is from the annotation of a GenBank genome assembly. Lineage: Eukaryota; Viridiplantae; Streptophyta; Zygnematophyceae; Desmidiales; Closteriaceae.
AUGAGGGGAUUUCAGGAUUCAGAUGGGCAAGGCGGUCGACGAUGGGGGACUGGGAUCAGCGCCGCAUCGGACGGAACAGGAAUGGAAAGCAGCGCCACGGGAUACGAGAGGAGUUUCGGCGGUGGUUAUGGGGCCGCUGUUAGCGGCGGCGGCGGCGGUGGUGGGUUAAGGUCGCACCGUUCCGUUUCGUUGGAUCCUAGACAAGCCAUUCCAGAGGACUGGAUAGACAGGUACGACGAUUACGGCGACAGAAACGGCGACACGAAUGACGACUGGGGAGGCUACGGCGGAGGGGGAGGGGGAAGGGGAGGAGGGGGAGGGGGUGAUGGCGGAGCAGCGGGAGGGGGAUCCGGCGCGCGGGGUGGGGGAGGUGGCGGGAAGCGGGAGUGCUGGACCGCCUGUCCGUACGCUCCUGGGGAUGUGAUUCUGGUGAAGUGUUCCAAAACGAGGUGGUGCUACGGCGAGGUGCUCAAGGUGACGGAGGACGGCGUGCGACUGUGGGUGGACGCCGUUCGCAGUCGCAUCGACGUGCCGCUCUCGCUCGUCGCGUCGCACCUCUCGUCCGACCCCUCCGUGCUCUCCGGAGACGCCGCCGGAGACGCGCGCGACGCUGGCGCUGCGGGGUCGGCGGCAUCGGGAUUGUCGGGCGGCGGUGGUGCGGGCAGGGACGGCGCGGGCGCGGGCAGGGAUGGGAGUCCGGUGGGAGAUGAUGGGCUGUCGGGCACGGGCGGGAGGCAUCGUGGGGGUGGUGGUGGUGCUGCUGGUGGUGCUGGCAAGAGGAGCUCUGCGCACCAUGGGACCAGGACCGCGCAAAGCGGGCGCGGCGGCGGCGGCGGCGGCGGAGGAGGAGGAGGAGGAGGAGCGGGGGGCGCGGCGAUGGGGACGUGCUCGACGUGCACGCUGGCGAUUCGCGAGCUGCCGGUGGUGGGGUGGGAGUGCGGGCACAAGUCGCACUUCGCGUGCGUGGGACGGCGCCUCAACAAGGGCCUUACCGACUGCGCUUUCUGCCUCACGGUCAAGCCGCAUGCAAGGGGAGCAGUGGACGCAUUACUGGAGGAGGUGUGGUUCUGGUGUGUGUGCGGGCACCACUGCACCAUCGAUGCUCUGGAAGAGGACCCCGCAUCCAAGAGCUUCUGCUGCCCCCUCUGCCAGUAUGACCCGUGGAGCGUCACCAAGAGCAACGGUCUCAUAUCCCAUCGCAGCCUGGGCCAGCAGCAGCAGCAGCAGCAGCAGCAGCAGAAUCAGCAGCAGCAGCACUACCACUCUACCGCCCUGCCCCCUGCUUCCGCAUCCCCUUCCCUCACUACCGCCCCCCGCUCUCUCUAUGCCAACCGCGUUUCCGGUCACUCCGACCCGGAUCUAACACUCAGCUAUCUCCCCAGAAGACCUCCUGCAUCCACCCCUCCUCCCUCCUCCUCCUCCUCCUCCACCACCGCUCCCUCCCUCUCUCCCAUCUCCCACCACUCGCAGCACCCCUCUGCCGCGUCCUCUGCUGCCUCUCCCCAACUGAAACCGAUAGAGAGAACCCUAUCCACGGACCUUACUCCGUCCAUGUACCUCCGAGUGUCGACUCUAGAUCGCAACCCCCGCAGCUCUUCUUAUACUUCCGCUUCUGCUUCUGCCGCUGCUGGUACCCAUGGUGCUGGGGCUAGCUCAAGUAGUGCCGGUGGUGGUGGUGGCGGCGGCGGCAGUGCAAGCAGCAGGAGCAGCGUUGCUGCUGCGGCGGCUGCAGCAACAGCAGAGGCGUUCCCCCAGUUUGUGCGCACCGCAACACUUGACAAUGCCACACUGGGACGGGUGAAGCCAAUCGAGCCAGACAUGGGAUUCGGGGGAACGGUAGGGGGAGGAGGGUUCGGAGGAGGAGGAGGAGGGGGGGGAGGGGGAGGAGGGGGAGGAGGGGGAGGAGGGGGAGGAGGGGGAGGGGGAGGGGGAGGGGGAGGGGGAGGGGGAGGGGGAGGGGGAGGGGGAGGGGGAGGGGGAGGGGGAGGGGGAGGGGGAGGGGGAGGGGGAGGGGGAGGGGGAGGGGGAGGGGCAACAUGUGGUGGUCUUGGUAGCUCUGGCAGCGGUGGUGGUGCGUUCGGUGGGGGGGGGGCAGGUGGAGCGGCAGGGGGUUCGAGAGCGGGAGGAGGGGGGGUGGUGGUGAGUCGGGGGGUGGUGGGGCCGCGGAGGAUGCGCAUGGAGCACUCGCACUCCCCGGAUUUCGACUUCAACCUCCGAACGGGUGCAUCUGCCUUGAACAGCAGCGAACCCGAUGCUGCUGCUGCUGGUGGGAAUGUGAAACACGGGCGGACAUCGAGUGGGGUUGCAGCAGGAGGAGGGGGGGGAGGCGGGGGACUAGCGGAGCGGUCGACCGGAGCAGGGGCAGCAGGAGGCGGAGGUAGCAGUGGGGGAGGAGGAGCUGGAGGAGGAGGAGGAGGAGGAGGAGGAGCAGGAGGAGGGGGAGGAGGGGGAGGGCUGGCAGGGUUAUCACGCACGUCGUCUAUGGAGCUACCCCCGAGUGCCACUGCCACGGGCAGGCGCAAGGGCCUGUCAGGAGGCGGAUCCCUCACUCCCCUGCCUCAGCAGCGUUACCGUGCCGGUGGCGGCUCCCCUCUGGAAUUCCCUGACCUUGACAUUAGGCGCAUCAGCCCCCAGGGCCUCCCCCGCCCCUCCUCUCACUCCUCGCACGUUUCCUCUAAUGCUAUUGCUGCUGCUGCUGCUGGCGGUGGCGGUGGUGGUGGCGGUGGCGGUGAUGGUGGGUUAGGGUCCAGGGAUUCGGAUAAUUAUGGGUUUGCUCCUACUGGUAAUGGUGGGAAUGGUGGAGGGGAAGGGUUUUGGGCUGGAGCAGGAGGAGGAGGGGGAGCAGGAGUGGGAGGGGGAGGGUUGGGUUUGCUGCGCAGUUCCAGUGAUGGGCAUGCGCUGAGCCACGGUCUGGUAACAGAGGCAUCAGCAGCAGGCACGGCUUUCUAUGACGAUUUCUCCCAGUACUCUGGUGAAGGAGCAGCAGCAGCAGCAGCAGAAGGGCCGGCAGACAUGAGUGCAGUGAGUCCGCUGCCCCCUCUCCCCGGCACGCGCUCUGGAGCCAUGCCGCGGCGCCGCAGGAACUUUCCCGACGACGACGCGCGCGCACCGGGCAGUGACGAGGAGAACCCGUCCUGUGGUGCUGCCGGCAAUGGGUCCUUAGAGCGAGGAGGUGGCAUGAUGGGCAGCGGUGGGGGCAUGGGUGGAGCGCGGGGAGUGGGAGGUGGUGGUGGGACCAGCGGGUGCGGGGAGAAGAAGGGGAGCGGGGGGGCGGUCAGGGGGAGUCAGAGUGAGCUGAUUAGGGUAGUGUUGCGACAGUGGGCAGAUGGGCAGAUGGGAAGGAAUGUGCAAUCCAGGAGAGGUGCAAGGGAGUUUGUCCAAGAAAAAGUGGUGGAGGGGAAGUGGUUCAGGGGAGUGGUGUGCGGUGGAUGCGUAAGUGAGCUCAAUAAGGAGGAGAAUGACGGAGGAGAUGCGUGGAGUGGUUCUGUGCGGCUGUGA